AUGUGGUGGCUACUGAAAACAAUGUGCUUUGUGCAUAUCCUUGGCAAUAUAUUGUGUCUACCCUAUAAAAAACACAAGAAUCCUGAAGCCAAUAUGAAUACUAAGCAGAUAAUUUCUUACUGGGGAUAUCCAAGUGAAGUAUAUGAAGUCUAUACUAAAGAUGGUUACAUCCUUGAAGUCUGCCGAAUUCCUCAUGGGAAGAACAAAGAUUCUCAGUUAGGGCAAAAGCCAGUAGUAUAUUUACAGCAUGGUUUCCUUGCAACUGCUGGCAUCUGGGUUGCCAAUCUCCCCAGCAACAGCCUGGGCUUCAUACUGGCCGAUGCUGGUUACGAUGUGUGGAUGGGAAACAGCAGAGGAAACACGUGGUCCAAGAGACACCUGUAUCUAGACACAGAUUCUAAAGAAUUCUGGACUUUUAGUUAUGAUGAAAUGAUCAAGUAUGAUCUUCCAGCUACCAUUGAUUUCAUUUUGGAGGAAACAAGACAGAAGCAGAUUUACUACGUGGGCCAUUCCCAGGGCACCCUCAUCGCUUUUGGAGCAUUUGCAACAAAUCCUCAACUGGCCCAAAAAAUUAAGGUUUCUUUUGUAUUGGCUCCGAUUGCUACUGCUAAAUACAUAGCAGGUGGUUUGCAAGCACUUUCAUACCUUCCCCCAGGAGUAUUCAAGCUCAUAUUUGGUGAAAAAGAAAUUUUACCCUAUUCACAUUUCAAUGAUGUUACUAAGAAACUAUGCAGCUAUAAGAUAUUUCAUUUUCUGUGUAACAGUAUAUUUACAUUUUUUUAUGGAUAUGAUCGAAAAAAUUUGAAUGAGAGUCGCUAUGAUGUGUAUUUGCAACUCAUGCCAUCAGGCUCGUCUGUUCAAAAUUUGCUACACUAUUUUCAGGCUAUUCAUACAGGUACAUUUCAAGCUUAUGAUUAUGGAAGUGCUUCUCUAAAUUUUCAACACUAUAAUCAGUCCACUCCUCCAGAGUACAAUGUGGAAAACAUGAAGGUCCCGACUGCAAUGUGGAGUGGUGGACGAGAUGUUUUAGCAGAUCCCAGGGAUGUUCAAAAUCUGGAACGCAGAAUUUCUAAUCUCAUUUACAAUAAGGAAAUCUCUUACUAUAAUCAUAAUGAUUUUCUCAUAGGUAAGGAUGCUCCUACUCAAGUUUUUAGUGGUAUCCUCAAAAUUCUCAGUGAAACUAAAGGAGAUUGA
Messenger RNA from Dipodomys ordii (Ord's kangaroo rat), 1194 nucleotides. Its product is annotated as gastric triacylglycerol lipase-like. Bases 1 to 1194 code for a protein of 397 amino acids. NCBI's taxonomy places the organism in Eukaryota, Metazoa, Chordata, Mammalia, Rodentia, Heteromyidae. The transcript is spliced from 9 exons. The record is from RefSeq and is a predicted model, not a curated record. Gene Ontology annotation, biological process: sterol metabolic process. Gene Ontology annotation, molecular function: sterol ester esterase activity. Gene Ontology annotation, cellular component: intracellular membrane-bounded organelle.